This is a messenger RNA of Amaranthus tricolor (Joseph's coat), 3216 nucleotides long. RefSeq names its product auxin response factor 18-like. Gene Ontology annotation, cellular component: nucleus. The coding region runs from base 849 to 2933 and encodes 694 amino acids. Gene Ontology annotation, biological process: response to hormone; regulation of DNA-templated transcription. The record is from RefSeq and is a predicted model, not a curated record. Gene Ontology annotation, molecular function: protein binding; DNA binding. The transcript is spliced from 4 exons. NCBI's taxonomy places the organism in Eukaryota, Viridiplantae, Streptophyta, Magnoliopsida, Caryophyllales, Amaranthaceae.
ACAACUGUGGUGAUUGUUGCUGCAGCUAUUUGGACUCUUUUGUUCCUCUGUCUUCCUUUUUCCAUGAUCCAAAGCUUCCAUUUGAAUGAAUCUUCCCAACUUCUAGAGAGAGAAAUUAACCCCUUUUUGAGUGAGAAAGUGACAAAGAGAAGAGAUUUUUUUUCAUUUUAUAGGAGAACAAAACUUUGUUUUAUUUGCAAAUACUCCAUUAAUCUUGUCGGUAGAGAGAGAAAAUUAUGAGCGAAAUCACCACUCAGUUUUUGUAUAUUUUUAUUUCUAUUUCAAUUGGGUUCUUGAUUUUCAACCAAUUUUUUGCUAAAAUCUUAGGUUUUACAAGUGGGUUUUAAUUUAUUUUGAUGAUAUUUAUACCCACUAAAGUUCUUGAUUAUAUGCAGAUCUUGGUGUUUUUUGAUAUAAUUUCAAGAUUUUUAUGUUUUGUAUUUUAAUUUAAACUUUGAUUAAGAUAUAAAUUUACCCUUUUAAUUAUUACCCAUAAUUUAUUUGUUGUUGAAAAUGGAAAAUUUUUCAAUAUAUUUUGAGAAGAUUAAUGGUGAAAUUUGAGAGAAAUGCUGUAAUUUUUGGUCAAAUUAGAAGAAUAUUUGGGUUUUUGAGCUGAUUUUUUUUGGGUGAAAUUUACUGUACUAUUGUUAGAUUUAGUGGGUUUUCCUUUUCUCUGGAGUUAUUGAAGCCUCAAGUGAAGAAAUAUUUACUGCAAAGUUUAAUUCUUUUGGAAUUUCCAUUGAUGACGAGCUUACUAAGAGAAAUUUUGAUUAAAAAGUUUGUUGUAAGGUAGUUUUUUGGAGGUGGGUAUUAGCUUGAUCUUAUCAGGUUUUGUUGGGAAUUUAGCCAUGAUUACUUUUAUGGAUCCAAAAGAUAAAAUAAAAGAGGUUGAUAAUUGUUUAGAUUCUCAACUAUGGCAUGCUUGUGCUGGUGGAAUGGUUCAAAUGCCAUUAGUAAAUUCUAGGGUUUAUUACUUUGUUCAAGGUCAUAUUGAACAUGCUAAUGGAAAUGUGGAUUUUAGAAAUUUCCCAAGAAUCCCAUCUUAUGUUUUGUGUAGAGUUGAGGAUAUAAGAUACUUAGCUGAUCACGAAACCGAUGAAGUUUAUGCGAAAAUUCGAUUGAUUCCGGUGGGUAAUGAGAUUGAUUAUAAUGAUGAAGAUAUAGGUGUUCAUAGUGGUGAAGUUCAGGAGAAUAAGCCUGCUUCAUUUGCUAAGACUUUGACUCAAUCAGAUGCGAAUAAUGGGGGAGGAUUCUCGGUCCCUCGUUAUUGUGCAGAAACUAUAUUUCCGCGGCUGGAUUAUUCAGCAGACCCGCCUGUUCAGAACAUUCUUGCUAAGGAUGUUCAUGGGGAACCAUGGAAGUUUAGGCAUAUUUAUAGAGGAACUCCUAGGAGACAUUUGUUAACUACUGGUUGGAGUACAUUUGUGAAUGCUAAGAAGCUAAUUGCAGGGGAUUCUAUUGUGUUUUUAAGGACUGAAAAUGGGGAUUUAUGUGUUGGGAUUCGGAGAGCGAAAAGGGGAAUUGGGGGUGGGCUUGAUUCAACUUCGGGGUGGAAUCCGGGAUCCAAUGUUUUGAACUAUGGUGCUUUUUCAGGUUUUCUUAGAGAAGACGAGAAUAGGAUAGCGAGGAAUGGGAAUGGUAUUGGUUUGAACUCGGGUAAUGCUUUAGUGAAGGUUAAAGUUAAGGUUGAGUCUGUUAUUGAAUCGGCAACCCAUGCCGCUAAAGGGCAGCCUUUUGAAGUUGUUUAUUACCCUCGAGCUGGUACCCCCGAAUUUGUUGUGAAGGCUGGACAUGUAAAAGCCGCACUUCAGAUUCGUUGGUGUUCGGGAAUGAGGUUCAAGAUGCCGUUCGAAACUGAAGACUCUUCUCGGAUAAGCUGGUUCAUGGGCACUAUAUCCUCAGUUCAGGUUGCUGAUCCGGUGCACUGGCCUGAUUCUCCUUGGAGGCUUCUUCAGGUGACCUGGGAUGAGCCCGAUUUGCUGCAAAACGUAAAACGUGUUAGUCCAUGGCUGGUCGAAUUGGUAUCCAAUAUGCCGGCCAUACAUAUGUCCCCCUUCUCGCCACCCAGGAAGAAAUUCCGCCUUCCCCAUCACCCAGAUUUUCCUAUAGACGGCCAACUUCCGGUCCCCCCAUUUCCCGGAAACUUCCUAGGGUCAAGCAACCCUUUUGGAUGUUUACCCGACAAUUUUCCUGCUGGCAUGCAGGGAGCCAGGCAUGCUCAAUUCGGUCUUUCACUGUCCGAUUUUCACAUGAGUAAAUUACAGUCGGGUCUCUUUCCUGCUGGCUUCCCAGCACUUGAUCCCACUACUACACUUUCCAAUCGACCCUCGAGUUCUUUAAGUUUUCAAAAACCCGCCAGCAACGAUAGCGUAUCUUGCUUGCUCACAAUGGGAAACCCAAACCAGUCUGUCAAAAAACCCGAUGCUACAAAACCCCAUCAUUUUGUUCUCUUCGGGAAAGCUAUAUUGACCGAGCGACAAAUGUCGCUAAGCCGUUCGGGUGACGCGGUCUCACCUGUUCCUACGGGUAAUAGUUCAUCAGAAGGGAACGUGGACAAGGCAGGUAAUGUUUCGGAUGGCUCCGGGUCAGCCCUCAACCAUGACCGCUCUUCUGUGGAACAACAUCCUUGGCUCAAGGACAACCGUCCCGAAAUAGACAUGGAACUAGAGACGGGUCAUUGUAAGGUCUUCAUGGAAUCGGAGGAUGUUGGCCGAACUGUUGAGCUAACGUUGCUUAAUUCUUACGAAGAACUUUGCAGCAAGCUAGCAAGCAUGUUUGACAUCGAGACUUCCGACAUGCUUAAUCGUGUAGUCUACAGAGAUGGGACAGGCUCAUCGAAACAAAUCGGAGACGAACCUUUCAGUGAAUUUGCGAGAAGUGCAAAGCGAUUAACGAUAUUGAUGGAUUCAAGUAGCGAUAACGUAGGAGCGUAGAGAUGAAAAAUAAAGGAGUGCAAAUGUACAGGUAGAUUUAUGGUUGUUUCAAGAUGACCUAUGUGAUUGAUGAAGAUAAGAUGUGAGCCAAUUUUGGUCCUCAAAGUGUUAAUCUUCAAAUACAUUUCCUUACCUAUAAAUUUUAAUUUGAAUGAUGGAAUCCUCAAUUCUAAUACAAUUAAUGUGUUUAGUUGGUAAUGUCUCUUUGAGUGCAUUAAUUUUGCUACAGAAAAACUUCAUAUUUGAUGGAUCCUUUUAGAAAUUCAUAAUUCUUGGAGUACUA